AUGACUACAAUCAAUGCUAUCAAGUUGCCUGCCUUUUAUUCCGUACCUGUCCUACCUGCAAACGUAUCAAGUGGAUUCCUCGCGGCUCUUCUUUUACUCAUGGGCGUUUUGCUCCUCCAACUCCUAUACCAGAUCAUCUACUACCGCUUCUUCCAUGAGCUGCGUCACGUUCCCGGUCCAUUCUGGGCCAGUGUCACCAGGCUCUGGACUACAUGGCACUUCCUCCGUGGGACCCAGCUUGAAGCCGAAUGGAAUGCCGUCAAGAAAUAUGGCCCCAUAGUCCGACUGACGCCCAAAAUGCUGUUACUAGCAGACGCCACUGCCAUCCCAACAGUCUACCACCGCCGAGACACAAAGAGCCGGUUCUACAUCCCCAGCCUCGUCAAAACACCCUUUUCCAUCGUGCUCCGCCACCCAGGCGAGCACUCCGCACACAGACGUCUAGUAUCCGCCCCCUACGCCAUGACCAACAUCCUACGCAUGGAGCCCCUAAGCACCAAGCACAUCGAAGAGUUCAUCACAAAGCUCGACACCUGCUUCGCAACGCCACACAGGAAACUCAACUUCACCGACUGGGGCGUCUAUCUCUUCUCCGACACCAUCUCCGACCUGGCCUACCGCAGCUCCCAGGGCAUGGUCGCAGCCGGACGCGACGUCGGCAAGAUAAUGAAGCACGUUACUGUGGGCACCUAUGCCUUCGUCGUCCUGGGCAGCAUCUACCCGCUCGUCGAGUGGAUCACCAGCUCCCCGCUGCGCAGGUUCAUUGUCCUCCGACCCGAGCAGACCAACGGCUGGGGACGCGGCAUGCGCAAGGCGGACGAUGUGCUCCAGGAGCGCAGGGACGGUCUGGCCAGGGGCGUAAUCACGAAGGCGGAGCGCGGCGACGGCGCGUACGACUUUCUGCAGGCCUUCCUAGACGCCCGCACCCCCGAGGGCGCACCCAUCCACCCGGACAAGAUCCAAAGCGAGAUCUUCACGAUCCUCGGCGCCGGUCCCGAAGCGUUCCAGGCGAUCCUCUCCGCAUUAUUCACCGAAGUCCUCUCCAACCCACUUAUCCGGUCCAAGCUCAACGCCGAAAUCAACGCCGCCCUGCAGUCCGGUAAACUGACACGCCCCGUGCCCGCAUACAACGAGGUCGCUAUGCACCUCCCGUACUUUGUCGCCUGCCUGCGUGAGGCCAUGCGCCUGCAUCCACCGCCUGCUCUUCCCCUCCCGCGCGAGCACACGGCUCAGGACCCAGAGGUAGUUCUAAACGGCCGCGUUAUACCACCGGGCACUGAGCUAGCGUGUAAUCCGUGGAUUAGCCACCGGGACCGCGAAGUAUACGGGGACGAUGCGGAGGCGUAUGUGCCGGAGCGGUGGCUGGGCGACGAAGAGCGGGCGAGGCUGUUCGAGAGGUAUAACCUGAUGUGGGGAUAUGGGGCACGGGUUUGUCUCGGGAAGCACUAUGCCACUAUGAUGCUGUAUAAGGUUCCUGUUGCGCUGUUUAUGGCGUUUGACGUCGCGUUGUGCGACGUUACGCCUGCUACGCCGCGAGCCAGUUUUAGACCGCAUGGUCCGGCUCUGCUUUGGGAGAAUGUAUGGCUCAUUUUGCGGGGGCGGCGGGCCUGGGAUGCUGAGGGUGAGGGUGAGGGUGAGGUGGCUUGA
This is a messenger RNA of Aspergillus mulundensis, 1647 nucleotides long. RefSeq lists its product as uncharacterized. Gene Ontology annotation, molecular function: heme binding; monooxygenase activity; oxidoreductase activity, acting on paired donors, with incorporation or reduction of molecular oxygen. Bases 1 to 1647 code for a protein of 548 amino acids. The transcript is spliced from 4 exons. The record is from RefSeq and is a predicted model, not a curated record. Lineage: Eukaryota; Fungi; Ascomycota; Eurotiomycetes; Eurotiales; Aspergillaceae.